Messenger RNA from Dendrobium catenatum, 1500 nucleotides. Its product is annotated as 4-coumarate--CoA ligase 3-like. Gene Ontology annotation, molecular function: 4-coumarate-CoA ligase activity. Lineage: Eukaryota; Viridiplantae; Streptophyta; Magnoliopsida; Asparagales; Orchidaceae. The record is from RefSeq and is a predicted model, not a curated record. The transcript has a single exon. The coding region runs from base 202 to 1017 and encodes 271 amino acids.
GGAGAGAAGGUGGGUUUUGGCGAAGGUAUAAAUUCUGCCGGAGGUGCCGGAAAUGAGACAGGGGUUGUCGGCGAAGUCUGAGAGUUUUUCGAAGCAGUAGGUGUGAAGGGCAAGGUGGUUGGAGAUGGGAAUGUCGGGUAGUCUUGACCGGAAUAUGACGGUCUCCGGAGGUGAUGACGGUGGUGCUGAGGGGGAAUUAUCAUGUUGAGAGGAGGAGACGGUGAUCAUGGCUUCUCCAUUUUAGGGGGAAUUAUCAUGAUGAUCAUGGCUGAGGGGAAAUUAUCAUGUUGGGAAGUGUCGGAAUCAGAUCUCCGUCGCAACUUCUCCUCCGGCGCUAAGCUCAUCAUCACCCACUCCAUCUUCGUCGAUAAAAUCCAAACCGGAACCACGGUGAUCACCGUCGAUGACCCAUCGCUGGAAAAAUCCUGCCUUUCAUUCGCCGUUCUCUCUGACGCCGACGAGUCUGAACUUGCUGAACUAAUUUCCAUAUCCCCUGAGGACACGGUGGCGCUUCCUUUCUCGUAUGGAACGAUGGGUCUGCCGAAAGGGGUGAUGUUAACUCACCGGAGCAUGAUAACGAGCAUCGCGCAACAAGUAGAUGGAGAAAAUCCGAAUCUUUUUCUGAAAAGUGAUGACGUUGUGCUCUGUGUUCUUCCCCUGUAUCAUAUAUUUUCUCUCAACUUUACUUUGCUUUGCUCGCUGAGAUUGGGUGAGGCGGUUGUGACAAUGCCGAAGUUCGAGAUUGAAGCAAUGCUGAGACUGAUACAGAAGUAUAAGGUGACGGCGACGGCGGUGGUGCCGCCGCUAGUGUUAGCUUUGGCGAAAAGUCCUCUGAUGGAGAGCUUUGAUUUGAAUUCUAUAAGAAUUGUACUGUCGGGGGCGGCGCCGCUCGGGAAGGAGCUUCAAACCGCGCAAUGCCGCCGGCUGCCGCAUGCCGUCUUCGGCCAGCCUCCGGCGCUAAACUCAUCAUCACCCACUCCAUCUUUGUCGAUAAAAUCCAAACCGGAACCACGGUGAUCACCGUCGAUGACCCACCGCCGGAAAAAUCCUGCCUUUCAUUCACCGUUCUCUCUGGCGCCGAACUUCACGAGGAAGAAGAAAAUAUAUGGUGUAUUUGGCAAGGCAUUUGCGUCUUUCUCUUACCCUCAAACAACGGAAAGCAGCGAAAGCAGGAGUCUGCUUCAGGAUCAAAAAAGCAGCCGCGGGAUGCAAAAUUUUGAGAACGGAGCACAACCUCGUCUCCCCAAACCCCAACUCGGUUGCGUUUCCUACCGUACAGCAGCGAAAAUGGCGUCCCAAACGCACCCUGAGUGCAAGUCACUAGGAUCAUCCUGCUUAUCUGUGUGUUAUUCCCUUUCCUGUGAUGUAUCUCAAUGUCUCUUCUUGCUUUGAAAGGUCUUUGAAAAUUGAAUGUAAAUGAGUCGAGUAAUGGGACUAUCGAGCUCGACUCAUCAAUCGAAAAACUAGCUCGAACUCAACCUCGUCCAACAAUAAACAAGC